Molecule: messenger RNA, 2490 nt
Organism: Erigeron canadensis
Lineage: Eukaryota; Viridiplantae; Streptophyta; Magnoliopsida; Asterales; Asteraceae
Exons: 11
Coding region: 147-1934 (595 amino acids)
Source: RefSeq, a predicted model, not a curated record
UGCUCUGAUACAUUUUUCUUGUAUCAAAUCACACCAACAACAAUAAUCCCACAUAAUAUUAAUAUUAAAUCUAACCUAACAUUACUUACACACACAUAUAGUCAUAUAGAUAAAUUAGUCUAUAUCUUUUUAUCAAUUAAAAUAACAUGAAGUCAUCACUUGGGAAACUUGGAAGAAAAUUAAGCAUGAACAGCAGAAUUGAUGGGAAAGAUAAAAAAGAUCAUCAACAUCUUUCCACUGCCCACUUUGAAGAACUUGCUCAAGCUUCCAAGGAUGUGGAAGAUUUGAGAAACUGCUAUGAUUCCUUAUUAUCUGCAGCUGCUGCUACAGCAAAUAGUAUAUUUGAAUUUUCGGAGUCACUGAGUGAAAUGGGGACAUGUCUGCUGUAUAAAACUACGGCGGACACUGAUGAUGAAAGUGGUAUAGUUUUAUCAGCUCUGGGAAAUAUGCAAGCAGAUCUUCAUAAAAUUGCUGAUACAUAUCGUUCUUAUAUAAUUCUCACGGUUACAAACCCAACAGAAUCUCUUCUAGCUGAGCUGCGAAAAGUGGAGGAGAUGAAACUUCAGUGUGAUGAGAAAAGAGAGGUUUAUGAAUACAUGAUGGCACAACACAGGGAGAAGGGAAAUUUGAGAAGUGGAAAAGUUGAAAGUUCUGUUUCACAGAAGCCACAAGAAGCUCAAGAUGAAUAUGAUGAAGCGGCAAGACUAUAUGUAUUUCGUGUAAAAUCACUUAAGGAGGGACAAGGCCGUAGUCUUUUGGCACAGGCUGCUCGCCAUCAUGCUGCACAGUUAAAUUUCUUUCGGAAGGGACUUAAAGCUGUUGAAGCAAUUGAUGCUCAAAUAAGAAUUGCUGCAGAGAAGCAUCAUAUCGAUUACCAACUGAGUGGACUUAAUGAUGACGCAGCUGGGAAGGUUGAAGCCGUAAGUAGUUACGAGAGCAUAGAUAAUGGUGAACUGAGUUUUGACCAAAGAGAAAAUAUACAUGGGUUGGAUAAAGUCGCCACCUCAUCAAAUCUAACAGAGAUAGAUGUGAGCAAGUAUCAAGGGGAACAACAUUUUGGUAGGCAAGCUUGGGUAAGCAGCUAUUCUGCCCCUUUAUACCCAGAGAAAACCGACCCAUCUAGAAAGCCUAAAGUAGUGCAACCUCCUGGAAAAAUUUUCUCUUAUGUGCUGCCUCCUCCAGUUGUUGAUACCAAACCCCCAGUUUCAAGAACACCUACAUCUGCUUCUCUCAUUAAUCCAUCUCAAAAGCCAUUACCAGAUGAGAAACAUGAUAGAAACAUUAAUGACACUAGCACAUCAACAUCUGCCGCAAAACCCCCAUUAGUUGAGAAAGACGUUAAUGUUCAUAGAUUGUCAUUCCCACGACAGGAUUCUCAUGGUGCAUUUGACGGUAAAUCAGUGAAAAGGCAAGCUUACUCUGGUCCAUUACCACCAAGUAAGUCAUUUUCAGGUAAAAUGUCCAUGGCAUCUACUAGCGGCAGGAGUGAUCAUCAACAGAUGAUUUCACGGGUUCCAGUUUCUCACAGUGUUUCACCUCCUUCUCUUACUUCACCUAAGAUAAAUGAGCUUCAUGAGCUUCCUAGGCCUCCUAUUCGUGGUUUAGGCUUCUCCAGAUCGGUUACAUCUUCUAGUGGUUUGAUUGGACCUUCUGCACCAUUGUUUUUCAAGAAUCAAGAAACGUCUAUUCCAAAUAAAGUACCUAUUUUGACAUCGACUUCUGCCUCUCCUCUUCCACCUCCUCCAUUGGUUGUUCCUAGAAGUUUCUCUACCCCAUCCCGCAAUCAGAGAGCCAUUUCUUUAGAUGUCGCCAAACUUAUGGAGUCUCCUCAGCCUGGACCAGCAGCCUCACCUCCACUCGCCCCUAUUUCACUAGCAAACUUUAAGUUGCUGUCAACUGCUUCAGAAGUAGCCUCUGAUAUGACUCACAUCUAAGACUUGUGUAGCUGGAUGCAGGUGGAAGAUGAUAUUUGCAGUCUUGUUACGCAUAGUGUUUUUGGCCAAAUGAUCAUUCAUCAUCUUGUUUUUGCAGAAGUAUGUUCUUAUGGUGACGCCAAUCUGUGUUGUAGCUAUCGAUUGGGAGCAGCAGCUACUCGCUUUUAUGCUAGCCAUCGCCACGCCCUUUGAUAAGGCAUGCUCCCGCAAGGAUUAGUUAGUACUUAGUAGCAACCCUACUCGAGGAGCUUGAACUGCAAUGCAAUGUGGUGCAAUGGUAAAUGAAGUAAAUUUAGGAUAGUUAACUUGAUUUUGAGAACAAUUAAAUAUGGAAGUUAUGUUCGUUGUUUAGUUGUACGUAUAGAAAUAUAUGGGUAUUUCAAAAGUUGAUAUUGAUGUAAACCUGAAAAAAAAAAGUGUUGCACCUGAUUUUUUCCAUUCAAACAUGGAAGAUACACUUAGGGGUGUUUAGAAUUGAGUUUUGAAUUUUGAUUAAUGUGUGUGUAAACAAUACAACUUUUAUAGAGAAAUUGUAAACGGAUAGACAUUUUUUUUU